UUCCUCAGAAUCCUUACGUAAUAUAGUGCCAGGUAUACUCAGGAGAGUUACUAUAUUAGGAGGAUCAGGUAGUUUUAUAAAUUCUCUUAAUUUCCAAGACCAUUCAACGAGUGAAUCAGGAACGCGUGUGUUAUGUACUAUGAGUUAGAAGUAAAAGAUAUUAUUUUGUCAUGGAAGAUAGUGGAAUUGAAAGUGAUCCAAAGAUAAUUACUCACAACGAAGAUGAAAAACUUUUUCUGGGAAGUGAUAGUAGUUGUAACAGUAAUCAGACGCAAACAUCUCAACGAAGUUCUACUAAACAAUGGCAAAAGAAACUUGAAGCACGAAUUGAACAAGCAAAACGUAUUCAACUUAAUUCAGAUUAUAUAAAACUUCCAAAACAUGAGACGUCGAAAAUAAACGUAUGUAGUAAUAAUACUAAUGGAUUAAUAUCGAUAGAAAGAUUGCCUAUACCAUCUAAAAAUAAAGAAAAUCUUCCUUUAGUUGAAUAUUGGCAUAGCGGAAGUGAAAGUGAUGAUGAAACUACUCUUUUCUCAUUAUCAAAAGGAAAAGAAUCUGUGAAACACAAACGAGAUCUUACUGAUACAUUCAGUAUUGAGGAUUUGAGCGAAGAAAGUGAAGAUUCUUUGAAUUUAGAUCCAACACAACCAUCUCAUGCUUUUACGUGGACUUAUAUACCUUCUGGAUGUUUUGCUUGCCAUUGUCAAAUAUUAUAAUGUAAAAUGAGUCAUAUUUAGUGAAAACCAUACAAAAUUAUCAAUAUCGAUAUUUAAAUGAUCUAUGAUAUAUGGUAUUUGAUGGAUAAUUAGUAUGCAUUAUAUAUUUUCAAACACUUUUUAAGAAAGUAACAAAGUUCAUAUAUUUUUAUGUGCUUCUAUAGUAAAAGAUGCUAGUAUUAAUAAAAUAUAUAUACACUC
Messenger RNA from Vespula pensylvanica (western yellowjacket), 917 nucleotides. RefSeq lists its product as uncharacterized. The transcript has 5 exons. The record is from RefSeq and is a predicted model, not a curated record. The coding region runs from base 171 to 716 and encodes 181 amino acids. NCBI's taxonomy places the organism in Eukaryota, Metazoa, Arthropoda, Insecta, Hymenoptera, Vespidae.